AUAAUACGCAAGCUUUGAAUCUUUCGGCCUUGGGGAGCAUACAAAAACCAAACAUCGCGUAACUGUCUCUCUUUCUCUUCUCUCUUUAAAUCUUUAUUUCUGAAUACUGAUUCUUGGCGGCGGGUGUCUACGAACUAAAAGUGAAAGGGUCAAGAGGGUGAAAGCGAUGGGGAGUCCAGUGAAGUUUGAGGGUGUAAGCGAGGAUUUGCAGAAGAUUCUGGAUGCUGAAAUGGACCAUGUGGGCCCCAGGAGGCGAGCUCGUGAGGCCUUCAAGGACAUUCAGCUGUCAAUCGAUCACAUCUUGUUCAAGAUGCCUCAGGAAGGAUUGAAGACAAAAGAGUCAUACGAAGUUAAUUCCAGAGGGUUAGAAAUCUACUCGAAAAGUUGGCUUCCAGAUAGUGGUUCCCCCAAAGCUGUUAUUUGUUUCUGCCAUGGUUACGGGGAUACCUGCACAUUUUUCUUGGAAGGAGUUGCCACAAAGUUUGCAUCUUCUGGUUAUGGGGUUUUUGCCAUGGAUUACCCUGGAUUUGGUCUAUCAGAAGGUCUGCAUGGCUACAUCGAGAACUUUGAUAUACUAGUUGAAGACGUCAUUGAGCAUUACUCAAAGGUGAAAGAAGACCCAAAUCUCCACAAAUUACCGUUUUUUCUGUUCGGACAAUCUAUGGGGGGAGCAGUAGCACUCAAGGUGCACCUGAAGCAACCCGAUGCUUGGAAUGGUGCCAUUCUUGUUGCACCAAUGUGCAAGAUUGCAGAUGAUGUGGUUCCGCCUUGGUUAGUGACACAAAUUCUUAGUGGAAUGGCGAAAUUACUUCCGAAACUGAAGCUCGUUCCACAAAAGGAUUUGGCUGAGUUGGCAUUUAAGGAUGAAAGGAAGAGAAAACAGACAGCUUAUAACAUCGUUUCUUACAAGCAUAAACCACGCCUAGGAACAGCCUUGGAGUUGCUGAGGACUACGAAUGAGAUAGAGGAGAAUCUGGAAAAGGUAUCGUUGCCAAUACUGAUCUUGCACGGGAAGGAGGACAAAGUAACUGAUCCAUCAGUGAGUCAGGCUCUGUUCGAGAAGGCAAAUAGUCGAGACAAGAAACUCAAUCUAUACGCUGAUGCCUAUCACGCUCUUCUGGAGGGGGAGCCGGAUGAGACGAUUCUUCAAGUAUUGAGUGACAUCAUAUCUUGGCUUGAUCAACAUUGCAACUGCUAAGCUGGCAUGCUCAGCCCACUUAUUUAUCUCUGCGAAUUAUGCUUAUCAUUCACAAGUUAGAUAUUAAAGUCCCAUGAAUUUUUAGUUUUUUAAACUUGCAGUUGAGAAAUAAACUAGGUACAGAUGAUAAUGCCUGAUUGUUAUUGCAUUAGGCAUCAACUGUAAACUAGAUAAUUUAAGAUGCCAUAGUGUUUAUUUUUCUCCACACAAAUAUUUGUACAGGAAUGUGAUUCUUGAAUAAAACUCGGAUUUUGUUAAA
Salvia splendens (bonfire salvia) is the source of this 1457-nucleotide messenger RNA. Its product is annotated as caffeoylshikimate esterase. The transcript is spliced from 8 exons. The record is from RefSeq and is a predicted model, not a curated record. NCBI's taxonomy places the organism in Eukaryota, Viridiplantae, Streptophyta, Magnoliopsida, Lamiales, Lamiaceae. The coding region runs from base 167 to 1198 and encodes 343 amino acids.